AUGUCUGAUAACUGUAUUCAAGAAAAAAAAUCGGCUUAAAUAAAUGAAGAUUUCACCAUAGAUAAUCUAGAUUAAUCUACAACAAAUUAAUCCAAAUAAAGUAAUGCAACACUUUCUAUGGCAUUUCCGAAUGCUGAAAACAAUUAUAGGUACAGGCCAAUCAAAACUUAAAGUAUUUUUAAAUUUUAUGAAAGGAAGCCUCUUAUCACUUAAUCCUUAAAUUAGUCAAAGAAGAAGUUCAAAAUCCCUUAUUGAACAUACGUUUGUGAUUGAAGAAGAAGUAAAAAAAAUUUUAAAUAUUAGCCUUAAAUUUAAGGGUAAAAUGAAGUAUUUCUAAUUUUUUGGUAUGAUUAGAAUAUUGAUCAUAAAUAUGAGAUAAUUAUAUAAGCAAAGAAUAAUAUUACUAUUAACGAUCUUAUUCAACUUUUUAUUUAACAAUUCAAUGAUCAAAACUAAUAUCUAUAAACUCCGUUUUCAUCUGAUACCCAUAAUACAAAUAUUUAUGAAUUGUAUAUACCAAAAAAGAAAAAAGGUACCCCAAAUGAAGAUUUUCCAGGUAUUAUUAUUCAAAUUAAUUUUAGCCUUCGCUAAUCAAACGUUGCUUAAUUAAACCAAUUUAAAAGAAUUUUCUUUAAAGAUUACUUAAAAAUAAACAAAUAAUUAUUCGACAACACUUUUAAAUACUUAGAAUUCUUCAGCAACUAAAUCUAACCAUGAAUGGAGAACAAGUUAAGCCAAUUCUAGUUAAAAAAAGAAGAAAAAUUUUUUUUAGAAAUUAUUCUUUUGUUGCAAUCAAGCAGAAGAAAUUUGA
Paramecium sonneborni is the source of this 811-nucleotide messenger RNA. The record is from the annotation of a GenBank genome assembly. NCBI's taxonomy places the organism in Eukaryota, Ciliophora, Oligohymenophorea, Peniculida, Parameciidae.